AUGUCAGCUUUUGCUAGGAUGAAGAGAGUAACUGACCCGUGGGAUGAGAAGGUGAUGGACCGGAUCGUCGGUCGAGAGAAGAUUGGAACGGCUUACGUCAGCAGCGGCAGUGAACACAGCGACCAGGUCGACGAUGACGUCAUCUCUCCGAGUUUGUCCGAUCUUUUCUACGGUUUUACUGUUGAAGACGCCGGAGACUCGUCGCCGGAGAUAAAUGACUCCGAUUCUGAGCGCGAUCCUUCAAUGUAUGAGUCAAGUGAGGUGAAUUUAGACUUCAUCAAAUCGAUUCUGCAAGGUGAGAAAGAAGCGUUUGAAAAAGGACUUUUAGGUUUUGUUUCGAAAGCUGUUGAAUUGUUUUCCGAUGUGAAAUCAAAUAGACAGAUUUUGCGAAGAAAUGUCAUGGCGUUUUUGAGGUGUAAAGGUUACAAUGCGGCGAUUUGCAAAACAAAAUGGGAGACAUCUGGCGGACUCACCGCCGGAAACUACGAAUUCAUCGACGUUGUUCGAUCGGACACCAAAAGAUAUUUCAUCGAUCUGGAUUUCGCUUCGGAAUUCGUAAUCGCGAGGCCUAGUAAUUUCUACCAGCAUCUUCUUCAGUACUUGCCGAGAGUUUACGUUGGUAAAAGUGAAGAUUUAAAGCAGAUUUUGAAGGUAAUACCUUGA
Fraxinus pennsylvanica is the source of this 663-nucleotide messenger RNA. The record is from the annotation of a GenBank genome assembly. Lineage: Eukaryota; Viridiplantae; Streptophyta; Magnoliopsida; Lamiales; Oleaceae.